GGGGAUGGAAAUGGAUAUGAAUCAUAAUAUUUGAUCCUUCCCCCGUUAAUUUGCUCAUCUGUCCAAUCAUUCGUCUUUGAUGGAACUUUAAACUAUUUUCAAAGUCUACAACUCUAAAGCAUGAUUUACAUCAAAAUUGUCUGGGUUUUUUUAUUCACCACUUUUCAGUUCCCGUGAUGAGUUUUUCACGUCAAGGGUAUAGGUGUAUAAGUAUAAUUUAAAAUACCUGUUUUUUCAAAGAUCAACUCAGCCUCACCUCUUGUUUCAGUCCAUGUCAAGCUUCAUUAAAGAGAUCCCAAUGAGAUUCUUUUCAUAUAUGAAGAAACUUGAAAGAUAAUUAGUUUUAAAAUCAGAAAAAAAAUGUUGUCAAAAUCUCAUGAAAUUGUUGUUAUUUGUAUCCUUAUCUCAGGUCAACUAAUCUCACAAGCUGCUUUAACUCAAGGGUUAUCCACAAUCACUAGUGUGGAGGAAAAAUACGAAAUUGAUAAUCCUGGAGAAUUAUCAUGGACUAUUGUUGCGUUUUCUCUGAGUCAAUGCACUUUUGGUAUAAUUACUGGUAAACUUGGUGAUAUGUUUGGUCAUAAAAAAUUAUUUGUGUUUGGUUACUUCAUUUUGUGUUUUUGGUCUUUGAUUACUUGUAUUAGUUAUUUUGCUAGUUCAAGCUUUUUCUUUAUAUCUCGUGGAUUCCAAGGUUUUGGUUCAUCAUUCCUGCUUCCAAAUGGGUUGGCUAUUGUGGGUCGUCAUUAUGAAAAUUGCUUGACUAAGACAAUUAUUUAUGCUUCAUUUGCUGCUGCUAUUCCUAUUGGAUCUGUUCUUGGAUCAGUUAUUGGUGCAUUGUUCACUACAACUGAAGAAUGGUUUUGGAUCUAUUUUAUAAUGUUUUCACUAGGUGGAAUUUUAACAAUUUUAUCGUUUGUGUUUUUACCAACUGAUAAAUUUGAAAAAGAUUCGAGCAAUUCAACUUUUGAUUAUUUAGGUGUUGUUUCUUUUGUUGUUGCAAUUUUUACAUUAAAUAUUUCGUUCAAUCUUGCUGCAAUGGAUGGUUGGCAAAAACCAUAUUGUUACAUCUUACUUAUUGUGGGUGUGUUUUCACUUGCUUCACUGAUGUAUUUGCAAAUGAAGAAUGAACACCCGUUGAUUCCUAAAAGUUUAUUCAACUUUACAGCCCUAAAGAUUCUGAGCUCUCUUGCUUGUGGAUUUAGUGCUUUUGGUAUUUGGAUGUAUUAUGUAUGGGUCUUUAUGGUUCCAUUAAAAGGUAAUGCACCAUUGUUAGCCACAGCUGAGUUUUGCCCACUAUCAAUCACUAGUGUUGCUGCAUUAGUAUUGACCACUUAUUUAUUCUUUAAAGAGAUGAAGUCUAACCUCAUAAUGUUGAUCGGUUUGACUUGUAUGUUGAUUUCAUUGAUUCUGUUGGCUACUGCUGAAGAAGAUACAAGUUAUUGGGGUUAUUUAUUUGUUUCAACUUUAAUUGCACCAUUUGUUGUUGUUU
Hansenula anomala is the source of this 1489-nucleotide messenger RNA. RefSeq lists its product as uncharacterized. The transcript has a single exon. The record is from RefSeq and is a predicted model, not a curated record. Gene Ontology annotation, cellular component: membrane. The annotation marks the transcript as partial. Gene Ontology annotation, molecular function: transmembrane transporter activity. Gene Ontology annotation, biological process: transmembrane transport. Lineage: Eukaryota; Fungi; Ascomycota; Saccharomycetes; Phaffomycetales; Wickerhamomycetaceae.